Messenger RNA from Staurois parvus, 285 nucleotides. The record is from the annotation of a GenBank genome assembly. NCBI's taxonomy places the organism in Eukaryota, Metazoa, Chordata, Amphibia, Anura, Ranidae.
GAGGAAAACAGGAAAAAAAUAUUCUGAACCAAUGGACUGCAGACAUAGUACAGGAAAUGUCCAGAGACUACAGACACAGGAGAUGACCAGAGACUGCAGACACAGUACAGGAUAUGACCAGAGAACGCGGACACAAUAUAGGAGAUGACCAGAGACUGCGGACACAGUACAGGAGAUGUCCAGAGACUGCAGACAUAGUACAAGAGAUGACCAGAGACUGCGGACAUAGUACAGGGGAUGACCAGAGACUGCGGACACAGUACAGGGGAUGACCAGAGACUGCGG